This is a messenger RNA of Clupea harengus (Atlantic herring), 3905 nucleotides long. It is a transcript of the gene mid2, whose product is annotated as midline 2. The transcript is spliced from 11 exons. Gene Ontology annotation, cellular component: microtubule. The record is from RefSeq and is a predicted model, not a curated record. Lineage: Eukaryota; Metazoa; Chordata; Actinopteri; Clupeiformes; Clupeidae. The coding region runs from base 492 to 2711 and encodes 739 amino acids. Gene Ontology annotation, molecular function: microtubule binding; zinc ion binding. Gene Ontology annotation, biological process: protein localization to microtubule.
UGCCAAUAACAAAAUGACUGAUUUUGACGGACGGGACUGUAGAUGUGGUCGUAAUGUAAAAGGUAUCAGCGAGUCAUGGACAGAACGCAAUGGAACCCGAGUUUGUUGAAGUGAAACAGCGGUGUAAUUGAUCCCAGCUGCUGGGGAGGGGAUGAAAGCUAUUCUCGUGGGAUAGUCACGUGUCCUCGGGGAGUGCUUAGUUUUGGAACACAUUGAGUAGGAGCACCGUCAACUGCGUAGUUGUAGUUUGGACAUCCCUAUAAUAGUAAGCAGUCAAACGUCCUAUUAUGAAAGAACCGUCGUUGUGAAGCAUCGUCAAACCUUUGAACUAGCAGAAUGAUACAGUUUAGUGUCAGCUAACCAGUUUCGCUUAACUUCUGCGCUCAUCUCCAUCGCUAUCUUUACAGCCAGUGCAACGUUACUGUAGCUACCCAAGACAAACCAAGACAACAGAGGGGCGUCACGACCAGUCGAGAUCGGCCCAACUGAAGAUGGAAACACUGGAGUCCGAGCUGACGUGCCCGAUCUGCCUGGAGCUGUUUGAGGACCCCCUGCUCUUGCCCUGUGCCCACAGCCUGUGCUUCAACUGCGCCCACCGCAUCCUGGUCUCCCACUGCUCCACCAGCAAGCCCCUCGAGUCCAUCUCCGCCUUCCAGUGCCCCACCUGCCGCUACGUCAUCACGCUGAACCACCGCGGUCUGGAGGGCCUCAAGCGCAAUGUGACGCUGCAGAACAUUAUUGACCGCUUUCAGAAGGCCUCCGUCAGCGGACCCAACUCGCCCAACGAGAGCAGGCGCCCGCCGCGGCUAUCACCCCACAGCGUGAGUGCCCGCGGCAGCCCCGCCCUCACCACCAGCAGCGUCACCAGCCCUCCGCCCUGCGCCACCCUCGCCAUGUCCCUGGAGCAGCAGCAGCAGCAGCACCGCCCCCUGGUGGCCUGCCAGUUCUGCGAGCAGGACCCGCCGCGGGAGGCCAUCAAGACGUGCGUCACGUGCGAGGUGUCCUACUGCGACCGCUGCCUGCGCGCCACCCACCCCAACAAGAAGCCCUUCACCAGCCACCGCCUGGUGGAGCCCGUGCCAGACACGCACCUGCGGGGGCUCACCUGCCUGGAGCACGAGAACGAGAAGGUGAACAUGUACUGCGUGGUGGACGACCAGCUCAUCUGCUCCCUCUGCAAGCUGGUGGGGCGCCACCGCGAUCACCAGGUGUCCUCGCUGAGCGAGCGCUUCGACAAGCUCAAGGCUUUUCAAGUGAGCCCGGGCAGAGUGUCUGAAGCGGUUAUGGACGCAUCAAAGACAAGCGCCGCGCAAACCCUGGAGAACAACCUGACCAAUCUGGUGAAGAGGAACAGCGAACUGGAGAACCAGAUGGCCAAGCUUAUCCAGAUUUGCCAGCAGGUGGAGGUCAACACAGCCAUGCACGAAUCCAAGCUGGUGGAGGAGUGUGACGAACUGGUGGAGAUCAUCCGCCAACGGAAGCAGGUCAUCGCCGUCAAAAUCAAAGAGUCCAAGGUGAUGAAGUUGCGAAAGCUGGCCCAGCAGAUUGCUAACUGCCGGCAGUGUCUGGAGCGCUCCAGUGCGCUCAUCACGCAGGCGGAGAACAGCCUGAAGGAGAACGACCACGCCCGCUUCCUGCAGACUGCCAGGAAUGUGGCUGAGAGGGUUGCCAUGGCCACUGCAUCCUCACAGGUCCUCAUCCCAGACGUCAAUCUGAACGAGGCCUUUGACAACUUCGCCUUGGACUUCUCCCGAGAGAAGAAGAUCCUUGAGGGCUUGGACUAUUUAACAGCUCCCAACCCUCCGUCUAUACGAGACGAGCUGUGCACAGCCUCUCACGACACCAUCACAGUGCACUGGACCUCGGAGGACGAGUUCAGCGUCACCUCCUACGAGCUGCAGUACACCAUCUACACGGGCCAGACCAACUUCAUCAGUCUUUACAACUCGGUGGACAGCUGGAUGAUUGUGCCCAACAUCAAGCAGAACCACUACACCGUGCACGGCCUGCAGAGCGGCACCCGCUACAUCUUCUUCGUCAAGGCCAUCAACCAGGCCGGCAGCCGCAACAGCGAGCCCGCCCGCCUCAAGACAAACAGCCAGCCUUUCAAGCUGGACCCCAAAACGGCCCACAAGAAGCUGCGUCUGUCCAACGACUGCCUGACCAUGGAGAAGGACGAGAGCUCGCUGAAGAAGAGCCACACGCCGGAGCGGUUCAGCAGCACGGGGUCGUACGGCUCCGCCGGCAACGUCUUCAUCGACAGCGGCUGCCACUACUGGGAGGUGCUGCUGGGGGCCUCCACGUGGUACGCGUUGGGUGUCGCCUACAAGUCCGCACCCAAGAAUGAGUGGAGCGGCAAGAACUCGUCCUCGUGGGUCUUCUCUCGCUGCAACAACAACUUCCUGGUGCGGCACAACGGCAAGGAGCAGCUGGUGGAAGCCUCGCUGCAGCUGCGGCGGCUGGGCGUGCUGCUGGACUACGACAGCAACGCGCUGUCCUUCUGGGACGCCAUGAACGCGCAGCACCUGCACACCUUCCACGUCUCCUUCCUGCUGCCCGUGGCGCCCACCUUCAUGAUCUGGAACAAGUCGCUCAUGCUGCUGUCGGGCCUGCCCGUGCCCGACUUCGUGGACUGCCCCGAGCAGCAGGAGGGCCUGUGCCGCCUGCAGGAGUCGCCCUACGUCUCGUCCACCAUGAAGGGCUGCCACUGAGGGAGGAGCUGGGGGGGGGCACCAUGAAGGGCUGCCACUGAGAGAGGAGCUGGGGGGGGUGGAAGAGCGGCACAUUGAGGCAGUUUGUGGGAUAGACUGAGCUGCGUCGACGCUAACGGAUAGACUGAGCUGUGUCGACGCUAACGGAUGGACUUGCGCUACUGCUGGGCGGCUUCUUGUUCCUUCACCCUUUCCUGUCUCUUUCUCCUCUUUCUCUUCCACCUCCUCCUCUUCUCAUGUUUUCAUUUUUUGAUCCACUGUUUUUAAUCCUCUUUGGUUUCUCGCUCCUUCUCUGUCAUUGAUGGGUUAACGUCGCCUAUGCUUCUCAGUUUCAAAGGAUGCGUUUAGUUUUUGCGACAGUUCUAGUUUGAGUUUUCCAAAACAACAACAAACUUGAGACAUUUCGACUUGCAUCAUGUGACUACUACUUGUGUAUGACGUGACCUCUGAUGAUGAUGAGUGUGAUGAGGAGGAAGAAAUGCAUUUGUAAAUUAUUUAUCACUAACAAAUUUGUUUGCUUUUUGUCAGUUUUGAUGUAAACCUGAUGCACUUUUUAGAUUGGUUUCAAUGCCCCUGUGUGUAAAAAACAAAAAAAAUGUCAGAAUAUGGAUUUGGACAGGGUUGCUCUUUCUUUAGAUAGAGUAGAAGAGGUUUAUCUUAUUAAUAAAAAAGGGAUACAAAUUUGAUGUUUCUACCGAAUUAAUGAAUUUACUACCUGAUGGAAUUAUAACUCACAGUUUUUAUUAUAUUCAGGGAAGACAAAGCAAUCCUUUUAUUUGCAAUUUGUGUAGACGUUACGGCAUGAUAUGUAUUUCCUCUGUGAUUUGUUCACUCUCCUUCCGUUUGUACUUUUCUUUUCUUGUGAAAAGCAUGAUACAGUACGUAUGACCCCCACUGGUUCCAUGUAGUCGACAAAACAUCUAUCCCCUACCAAUAUAUUUAUUGCACCGUGGAAAGAGUAACCCUUUUUUACACCUUGAGUUCCCAUCACCUCAAUCAGCCACUGAGUCAAAGUGAACUAUGAAGUUAUAUAGAGUCAUGGAUGCAGCCAAAGCAUUGAUCCAUUUUUUUUAUUCAGCAAAAAGGCUGUUUUCUGACGCCUCUUUAUCAUCUUUGAAGUCAACAGACACAAGUUUAUGAACAUACCAACCCAUGCCAGCGGCCUAAGCUGUCCAUAGAGCUAACAAGCUAAGC